AGUGGAGAGUUUCGGAGGCGGAAACCUGCUGGUUCAGUGGAAGAAAGCUGCUCCUUAUAAAUGUGUCACUUCAUUUGUGAUUUUCUCAAGAAUUACAAAGGGAAGAGUGGAGAUAUUUGACAGGAGUAGCAGAGAAAAAGAACUUUAAACGUUCUGGUGAAGGGAGAUGUGACGAGACAGGACACCAGGCCCGUGCGUAAAAUGGAUACUAGCGCGACCCUCUGAGGUAUUGUUGUCACAGUGUUAACCAGUGAGGAGGAAGACACUGAGUGUUGAGUGCUGUGGAUCUACAGUAUCUCAGCACAGUCCAGAGCCUGACAUUUACACUUGGAUCAGGGUCGUUUUAAGUGUCUACAGCUCCUUUUGCAGCUCAGGUCCCUCCCUCCAGUUGAAGAUGACAGAGAGGACCCCAUGGUGGAGGGCAUUCCUACCACCAAAGAGAAAGAGCGGAAGCCACAAGGACACAGGUUCUACCCAUUCCUUUGGCCCAGAUUUUAACCCUUUUGAGCAACGGUCAGAAAAGAAAAAAGACCCCACGGCCACCGCCUCCAAGACCCCCGGCAGCCAGGCCCCGGCUCAGGCAGAGUCCAACAAGCUCUCUGACCUCGCCAGCGAUGACACCUUUGACGACUCCCAGAUGGACUCAGUCUUCAAUGAGCAGACGUGUCGAAGGAACAUGAAGGUGUCACGCUCGGGUCGAUUCAAAGAGAAGAAGAAGUUGCGCAGCAGUCUCCCCAUACAGGAGAAAGAGCCAGAGACUGUAGCGUCUGGGAAAGAGGACAUCCGGCGGCAACGAGGAGGAGAAAGUGAUCCGAGACUGCUUUACAGAGAUGCUUGAAAAGAAGGAGACAGAUUUGAGUAAAUGAAGAUGCUUCAUUCUCAAGAGGCAUGCCUAGAAGUCUAUAGUAUGUUGGUGAUGAUGAAGACAACAACACUGCAGGAAUAUGGUGAUGUGGUGCAAGAAAUGUUUAAUAUUUUGUACAUUUAUUGAUGGACUUGUGCAAGCGGGCCACAGAAACAAUGUAAAGUGACUUGAAAAUGAAUUGUAUUUGUUUUGUGAUGGGUAUUGAAGCAUUUUGCCAACAAUAUUCCACAAUCAAAACUCAAAAGAAGUGAUAGAGUAAUGAUGCAGUGAGCACUUACGAGCCCAGUAUAGUUAACAUACCAAAGUGUCCCUGUUUUAGUGAUUGGACAGUUCAUUACAUGAAAAACAACUCUUAAAAAAUUUCCUUGAAUGCUAUUUUUUAAAUUAGUACUCAAUGUAUGGGAUGUGCUUCAGGAAAAUGUUGUCUAUGAGAUGUUUACACUGUUUCUGUAACUAUAUUAAUGUAUGUUUUUAUAAUGAAGGAUGAGUAUAAUACUCCUUUUACAGUGCUUUUACAAGAAUGAUUCUAAAGGGUUAGAAGGAUGUUUAUGAAAGUGUAAAUGAUUGUAUUAUAUGUGUGAACAAAAAUAAUGUUUGUGAGCAGCUCUGAGUCAGAUGUACAAUUGCCAGCGAAAUGCAGAAUAUGUCGAUGAAGGAUGAGAUCUAGUCUACUUUUUUAAAUACACUCGUAGGUCCUUAGCAGCUGCUACAACUGAAAUUAGAAGUUUAUGUUGUACUAUUCAACAAACUGAGAUAUGGAGAAAUUGUGAAGGAAGGAAUUGCUUUUUAGGACUGCUAUGUUUGGGAUCACCUGUGAACACUUACAUGAAGGCAAAAUAUGAGGAAUAAAUCUGAUAUCUGCUGCA
This is a messenger RNA of Amphiprion ocellaris (clown anemonefish), 1731 nucleotides long. Its product is annotated as proline-rich protein 15. The transcript has 2 exons. The coding region runs from base 395 to 838 and encodes 147 amino acids. The record is from RefSeq and is a predicted model, not a curated record. Lineage: Eukaryota; Metazoa; Chordata; Actinopteri; Pomacentridae.